UCUCAGGCGCAGCAUUUGCGCACAAAUCAGCUGCACGACGUCAACACAGACCUAACAAUUGCGUACUUGGCCGUAACUUCACGUGUGAAAAAGCGGUCGGCCCCCAAAAACUGUCGGAUAAUUAAGCGGGCUCGUCGCAAAACCUAUCACAAAUCUAAACAUUUGAUAAACUAACAAGUGGGUUUUCGGCUUGAUAAGGAGUGGAGUACAACAACUAAGACCAUGGAUGAUAGAAGAGAGUUUGAGAAUACCUAUGAAGAUUAUGGAUCUUUAAUUGACAAAGAAAGAAACGACAUCGUCAACAUUUAUCUUGAAAAUAAGCUGAGCGUCGAAUUUUGCGCGAGUCUAAAGAAGAGCGCUGAAAGUCUGUUGGUUAUAUUGGACAGACACCUGCAGCACACCCACGACCAAGACAGUGAUUAUUCAGUGUACACCGGCAGCUGCGGCAUCGCCCUCUUGUACUACCACAUCUCUCAUUUGCAGGACGCCAAGAAAUUUCUAAAACUUGCAGAGGGAUUGUUGGAGCCGACGCUGCCAAGGCUGAAAGGCAAAAGACUGAGUAUGCUGACUGGAGACGCAGGCCCUUUGGCCGUCAGCGCGGCUGUGCAUUGGCACCUAGGGAAUAAGGAGAAAAGCGCCGCUCUCUGUCUGCGUUUGGUGGAGCUGCUUCCCAGAGUGCUGGAUUUGAAAUCGGAUCUGCCUGACGAGGUCUUGUAUGGAAGGGCGGGCUACCUGCUCGCCCUUCUCUUCGUCAAAAUUCACACUUCUGAGGGUGCUGUCGACAACAGGUGCGUGCAAAAGGUUGUAACUGCAAUCGUAACAUCUGGAAAAACCAUGGCUGCUGCAGACUCCCAUGGACCACCUCUCAUGUAUGAGUGGCAUGGUAAAAAGUACCUGGGUGCAGCGCAUGGAAUUGCUGGAAUUCUCUAUGUGCUAUUGCAGAGUAUGGAUUAUCUCUCUGAAGAAAAACAGAAGGAAAUUGAGCCUCUUAUUUGUAGAACUUUAGACCACAUCUUAGGAUUGUGCUUCCCCUCUGGCAACUUCCCAUCGUCAAUUGGAAACAAUUCGGACAGACUAGUGCACUGGUGUCACGGAUCACCUGCUUUUAUACCCGUCCUCUGCGCUGCAUACAAAAAAUUCAACCAUGUAAAGUAUCUUCACGCUGCUAAAACCUGUGGAGAGGUCAUUUGGAAAAGAGGCCUUUUGAAAAAGGGAUACGGAUUGUGCCACGGUGUAGCUGGAAAUGGAUAUGCCCUGCUUCAACUCUAUCAAACAACUCAGGACAUCAAGUACCUGUACCAGGGAUUGCAGUUUGCUCAUUGGUGCACAACAUACAAUAAAUAUCAGAGCAGGACUCCAGAUCGGCCAUACUCGCUUUUUGAGGGGAUUGCUGGGACCAUCCAUUUUUUGAUUGACGCCCGCUGUCCUGAUCAGGCCAAAUUUCCUGCGUUCACACUGUAAGUCAAUUAAAAUACGAAGUCUGAUUUCAUAGAUCUCAACGAGUACAGACUUCAUGUUGAAUGUUAAAUUACUGUACUAUUGAAUUAAAAUGUCUUUAUUCUUAGAAGAGUUGUCUUAGUCCUUGGCUAAAGUCAAUAAAUGUUGCGAAGAAAAUGUAUUGUGAGGAUACUGAAGGCUAUUGCCAAACCAAAAUCCACAGGUGUAUUGAAUAAAAAAUAAAAAAACCAUGCUCAGAUUUUGAGAAUCAAUUUUCAAUUUUGUAUUGACAUUUGUACAUUACAUGAUGAGAUCAUGUCAUGAAGUAAGCUUGGUGACAAUCAUUGAAAGUGGUUUGUGUCAUACAAAUCUUUGUGUUACAACUUCAUUUAAAACCUGACAAAUGAAAAUAUAUUCACUGUCAUUGAAUCAA
This is a messenger RNA of Cloeon dipterum, 1870 nucleotides long. RefSeq names its product lanC-like protein 2. The coding region runs from base 223 to 1461 and encodes 412 amino acids. NCBI's taxonomy places the organism in Eukaryota, Metazoa, Arthropoda, Insecta, Ephemeroptera, Baetidae. The record is from RefSeq and is a predicted model, not a curated record. Gene Ontology annotation, biological process: carbohydrate metabolic process; peptide modification. Gene Ontology annotation, cellular component: plasma membrane. The transcript is spliced from 9 exons.